CAAUGAGCUUAAUGUUCUGAAACAAAUGGGAAUCGUGAAGACGGUAAAAAUUGAAAAUGGAGAAAAAUUGGUCACUAAUGAGUUCUUAAUUAACCAAUCGAAUAUUUGCAAGGUCUUAGGUAAGAUAAACAAGAACUCCAUAGACUUGUUUGAAAAAAUCAGCAACAUAACAUACGUUAGAAAGAAGUUCUUGAAUAAGAACCUUGCAAGUAUUGUCUACACUUAUCCAACAGUGAUACAAUUAAUACUCGAUAUAUUAAAGACCAUUGGACUAAUCAAUUUGACAAAAAGCGGUAAGUUUACCAAUAAGUUGAUCAACCAAUUUAAGAACUUGUCUAUUAUCAUCGAUGAACUAUACGAACAUCACCAAGUGUUCAAUUCUCAAUUGGUGCUAAACUUAUAUUUAAACUGUACCAUGGUCGCUGACCAACUUAAUUUGCCCACCAUCACAUUCGAAUUCUUCAACAAGUGUUUCAUCGUUUAUGAGGAAACUUUAAUGGUAGGUCAAGGGCAGGGUUCUGUGCAUGGCCGUGGUAUUAACCCCCAAGAUUCUAUGAACCACAACUCUAUCCAGUAUCAAUCCAUUUUGUUAAUCUUGAAUAAGUUGAACUUCACCAGAAACUUGCCUCGUGAGGAUUAUCAAUCGUUGAUCACCAAAUUGACAUUAUAUGGUUCCAAACUCCUCAAAAAGCAAGAUCAAUGCCGAUCCAUUUACAAUUGCGGGCAUCUAUUCUGGUGGACCGAGACUUUGGAAACCAAUCAGACCAUUGAAUUAUUCAAGGAUGAUAAGAGAGUCUUGGAGUGUCUUCAAAAGUCCUUGAGGGUGGCGGACUCAUGUAUCGAUCCGUACUUGUCGCUUAAGCUUUUUAUUGAGAUCUUGAACAAAUGUUUGGUGUUCAAUAUCCAUGGCAAUACCUUGGUGAACGAUAAUUACAUAAAUGGUUUAAUUGAGUUGAUCUACAACAAUAUUGAGAACCUCAACAAUGACUACGACUUGAAGGAUACUGAAGACCAAGAAUACCGAUUAUUCAAAUCUUUGGAAGAAUAUUUUUCCCGUACCUUGCAAUACAUUGAAAUGCAAAAGGAGGAAGAGAGGCUCGAAGAUAUCGUCACCAAAUUAACAGUAUGAGAAGUUUGUUAGCUACAUAGCGUAAACACUGAGUCGCAUUUUUAUUUGUGUUUAAACCGUAAUCCAAGGACUGCUUAUCUAAUAACCCGAACACUAACAAUGGGAAAGCACAGAGAGCUAACUUUACUCCAUUGUAUUCAGUAUGGUAACCUGAGACUUCCUGAUAACACGCUAAUUGUCGAGACGCCAAACCUUAAAUUGUCUUUUCCAAACAAUGAUUUGAAACUGACGUACGGCUCCAAGAAAUGUGGUUAUAAGUCUGGCAAAAUCCCUAUCAAUCCAUUUAAACAUAAGGCCCGCACUAUGAGAGUCCUUUCAUUUCUAGGUAUCUUCGGCCUCUUAGUCUUGAAUGUCUUCCUGUUGAACCCCCACCACUUUGCAGGUUCUCUUGGAAAUCUUGCUGAUAAGGGAAUUUUACCCAAUAAUUACCAUGCAUUGAGCUUUUUCAAAGCCUCGGGAGUAAAUUCUGCUACUACCAGUAACAGUUCAUAUGUUGAGAAGUUUGAGGUCACUUAUCCAGAUGUCGUCAACCCAAGUUACGGGAAAUCUUUGCAACACGAACUAUUGUUCAAUCACACAUUUGGAAACUCAUAUGGCUCUCCUUUUGUGACCACUUAUACACCUCCUUCGGGCAUUGAGUUCAACAGAGUUGUGUUGACAUUGGAUACGUAUGUGUCGGGAGUACAAUAUGAUCGGUUAGCCCAUUUAUUUGUGAGUGGUGUGGAAGUGUGGAGAACAUCGACUAUUGAGCCAGGAGGAAAACCAUCCCACUCCAACUUCGUCAAAGAUGUUAGUGACUACGCUAUUCUAUUCCAGGACGAGGCCACGCUCCUGUUUAGCUUGGGAAACAUUGUCAACGACAAGUACACAGGGUCAUUUGAACUAAACAUGUACAUUGACUAUUACUAUGAUGAGACGGUGGGUUCGCAGUUUGGGCCAGUCCCAGACAUUAAUGACAUUACUGACUUGAUCCUCACAAACACUUUGCCCUCGAAGAUAGUUAGUUUGGGAUCAACAAGUGAGUCACUGCCCCAGAUCCUGUUACCAGACACCCAAUUCAUUGCACAAUUACCGGAAUUGAACACGAACACUUCCAAGUUGCGGUUGUCGAUUUUCACUUCAGGGAACUCUCAGGAAGAGUUCUGGUAUACUAACAUUCUCGAUGCUUAUGUAUCUGGUUUUGCAGCUGAAGGGGUGGAGUUUUAUGGACAUGGCCCUAUUCGCCAUGUUGAGGUUUAUUUUGAUGGUCAGAUAGUUGCAGCCGUUGCACCUGAUCCAGUCAUCUUCACUGGGGGUAUUUCACCAUCGUUGUGGUCUCCUGUGGUUUCCAACGAUGCCUUUGACUUGAAGCCCAUCAACAUUGAGUUGACAGUCUUGUUACCCAAAAUCCAGGCUAAUCCGGACGGAAAAUUAGAAAUCAAAAUUGAUAAUGGUGUGGACCAUAAGCUGGUAGGUUCCAACUGGAUCACAACUGCCAACCUUCAUGUGUGGGAAAAUAGUCAUGUGGAGUCUAGUACUGGAUCAUCUUCGCAGGCUUUAACUAAUAGGUACUGUACCCAAAUUGUCAUCAAUUCGACUUCUUUACACCAAACAUUAGUGUGUGAGGACGAUGUGAAGCUUCACAGCAGUCUUUCAUUCACUCUUGCGGACUCACUGGUUGUGUCUGGGCCUGUGGAAUUAGAGUUCAAAACUAGCACUACCAACAUUCAGAUAAUCUCCUCUGAUGGACUCGAUCAGAGUGUUGUCCAUACCGGAAACACCAAAAUGACCGUCGGGGUUGGAAGUCUGUACGAAAACAUAGAGUUCACUUAUCCAUUAGUUCUUGACACAUUGACAACAACUAAUGGGUCUGAUGUCACUUUUACCGUUAACAUUACCGAUGUGAAUGUGUAUUCCGAGAAAGGAUUUGGAGGACUGCAGUUAGAACACACCUCGGGGCAAAAUGGUACGUCUGUGUUUGUGGUUUCUUCCAGCGGUAAUCAUGGAACUGGCACAACCGAAACCAAGUAUCGUUAUAAAAAUCUGCAAGGUGGAAUUGACUAUAAGAGGAGAGUAAUUGCCCAAAAUGGAGCUAUUGUCCUCGAUGAGAACUGAGAUCGUUAAUUCGUACGUAUAUAAGGACAUUAAUAGCGUAAUCUAACCAAAUCCGGCCCAUUCGAUAGAGAACGUAAUAUUGAACGUUGGGUCUGUUUCGUCAGGCUCCAGAAUCACAUAUAAUUUCUUGACACCGGUGGCCAAACGGCCACUUACAAUUAAGCUGUAGAAAUUCACUUCACUCACAGGAUGGACGAUCACGUGGGAAUGGUACCGAAGUGGGUCACCUGGAUAUGCUAUGAACUCACCGCCAAACUUCAAUCCAGGAAGCAAGUAGUAUCCCUGGUGUUUUAGCUGACAGAAUAUCGAAUAUGAACUGGGAUUGGCUUUACGUCUGAUAACCUCAAUAUCGACUGCCUCGAGCUCACUAGGCUCGUUGUUGUACUGGGUGUAGAAAUAAGGCUCUUUGUGGUUAUUUAUCCUGGUAAUUCCCUUGUGUUUGACGAGGUUAGCCUGACGGUUAUCCACAAGCCAUAAAAUCUCGUAGGGUGAAAGCUUCAACGGAAGGCCCAAGAAACUGUUCUGUUGGGGAGCAGCUGCCAAAGAGCCCAUAAAAUUCCCAAGAAUCCCAAGGUUCCGUAGCUGUUUCACCACAUUCACGUCGAAAACCAACACAUCGGAAUCAAUGACGGCUAGAUCCAACAUCUCAUCAGU
Molecule: messenger RNA, 3877 nt
Organism: Yamadazyma tenuis ATCC 10573
Lineage: Eukaryota; Fungi; Ascomycota; Pichiomycetes; Serinales; Debaryomycetaceae
Gene: PNG2
Product: Png2p
Source: RefSeq, a predicted model, not a curated record